CGCGGGUGUUAUCGUGGUCCAGCACCCACAACUCUAUGAUUGAGCGGAAGGUUGUGUUCCGCCAUUUUUGAACUCCGAUCUUGAACUGAAAAGAUCCCUUUCACAAGCCCCAAAUCCCCAAAUUGCGAGAAUCUAGGGUUUGUUUCUAGGGUUUAUGGGGUCCCUCUUCUCUUCCAGCUCGCGUUCUUCCGUUGAAGCCCUCGGUGGCACGCCGGUGGUGCUCAAUGUCUACGAUCUCACUCCUUUGAACAACUACAUGUACUGGUUCGGCCUCGGUAUCUUUCAUUCGGGGAUUGAAAUUCAUGGAUUGGAAUAUGGUUUUGGAGCCCAUGAUUUCCCAGUUACAGGAGUGUUUGAGGUGGAGCCAAAGAACUGUCCAGGCUUUGUCUACAGGCGCUCCAUCACAUUGGGUUGUAUUAGUUUGUCUCCUUCCGAAACACAUACAUUCAUGGAGCAAUUGGCCUCCGACUAUCAUGGCGAUACAUAUCACCUUAUCUCCAAAAACUGCAAUCAUUUUACAAAUGAUGUAAGCUCAAAAUUAAUAGGCAAACCAAUUCCUGGAUGGGUCAACCGGCUUGCUCGCUUAGGUGCAAUGUGCAACUGUCUUCUACCUGAAAGCCUUCAGUUACCAGCAGUUAAACAGAUACAUGACUACCAUGCAUUCUCAGAAGAUGGAUCUGAAUCUUUCUCAAUCAUCACUGCUGAUGAAACGGAUCAGGAUAGAUGUCUUCUCUCAUCAUCUUCAGGUGCUGAGGUUACCUUUGUGAAGGAAAGCCUUAAAUGAUGUUUUUCGUGCAUCAUUUACCGAAAAGUGAUAUUAUGUUUCGCCAUCUUAAUUUUUACAGGCAGUUCCUUUGUUCUUAAUCCCAUUGAAUUUAUAAAAUCCCAUUGAGUUAACAAGUUUAGGGAUUAAUCUUGGUUUUUAAAAACUGUUCCUUUGUUCGUAAUUUGAAUCCAUAAGUUCAGGGAUUCAUUGUAAGUGCUAGGUUGUAAGCAAACAUUAGU
This is a messenger RNA of Dioscorea cayenensis subsp. rotundata (Guinea yam), 1005 nucleotides long. Its product is annotated as deSI-like protein At4g17486. Gene Ontology annotation, biological process: protein deubiquitination. The record is from RefSeq and is a predicted model, not a curated record. Gene Ontology annotation, molecular function: deubiquitinase activity. NCBI's taxonomy places the organism in Eukaryota, Viridiplantae, Streptophyta, Magnoliopsida, Dioscoreales, Dioscoreaceae. The transcript is spliced from 4 exons. Bases 155 to 784 code for a protein of 209 amino acids.